AGCGCCAAGGGGAGGAGGCCGCGGCGAGUAGAGGGAGUGUGCGAGCAUCCUCGAGACAAAGCGCAUCCAGAUCCAAAGAUAAGAAGAAACUUGCUGAUAUAUCGGUUGGUCAAGCUAUCAAUGCAGAUCUCACGGUUGUUCCCAUCGUUGGCAUGGGGGGUCUGGGAAAGACCACAUUAGCUCAAUUUCUUUACAAUGACCCUGAAAUUCAGAAGCAUUUCAAUUUAUUGCUAUGGGUGUGUGUCUCUAACAACUUUGAUUUGGAUUCUCUGGCUAAAAGUAUAGUUGAAGCAGCUCCCGAGAAGAAUGGUGCAGAAGCAGCUGCUUCCACGAAGACGAAGACACCGCUGGACAACCUUCAGAAUGUAGUGGGCGGGCAAAGGUACCUUCUUGUAUUGGAUGAUGUCUGGAAACAAGAGGUUCAUAAAUGGGAGCAGCUCAAGGCCUGCCUUGAACGUGGUGGCAUGGGUAGUGUGGUCUUGACAACAUGUCGUGAUAAAGGAGUUGCGGAAAUAAUGGGUACUGUUGAAGCUUAUAAUCUCGGAGCUUUGGGAGGACAAUACAUAAAGGAAAUUAUUGAGACAAUGUCGUUCAGUUGUUUGAAGAAGGGAGAGGAAAGGCCAGCCGUGUUGAUGAAUAUGGUUGAUGAGAUUGUGGAGCGAUGUGCUGGCUCUCCUUUAGCUGCAAUGGCUCUGGGCUCCGUACUGCGUAACAAGACCAGUGAAGAAGAAUGGGAAGUUGUUUCAAGCAGAAGCAACAUUUGCACCAUGGAGUCUGGAAUCUUGCCGAUAGUACUAAAGCUCAGUUACAAUGACUUGCGGCCACAAAUGAAGCAAUGCUUUGCCUUUUGUGCUAUAUUUCCCAAAGCUUACGAGAUUGAUGUGGAGAAGCUGAUCCAACUAUGGAUUGCACAUGACUUUAUUAUCCAAGAAAAGCAAGUUCGUCUUGAAAACAUUGGCAAACAGGUUUUCAGUGAACUAGUCUCAAGGUCAUUCUUUCAGGAUGUGAAACAAGUCCAGACCACAAUCGGUGAAAUUGAACAGGACGGGGCGUGCUAUUUCAGAACUACAUGUAAAAUCCAUGAUCUUAUGCAUGAUGUUGCACUCUCUGUAAUGGAGAAGGAAUGUGCCUUGGCAACUGAGGACCCAGGCAAGAUUGGAUAUGUUGUCUCAACUGAGGAACCAAGUCAGAGUGAGUGGCUUCCAGACACGGCUCGGCAUUUAUUUUUGUCAUGCAGGGAACGAGGAAGAAAAUUGAAUAGUUCUCUCAAGAACAGUUCUCCAGCCAUCCAAACACUUCUGUGUGAUAGCUUUAUGAGCAGAGCAUUGCAUCAUUUGGCAAAAUACAGCUCCUUGCAAGCAUUACAGCUCCGUUUGUUGGGAUCAUUUCCGCUGAAACCAAAACGUCUGCAUCACCUGAGGUACCUAGAUCUCUCAAGAAGUUUAAUAAAAGCACUUCCUGAAGAUAUGAGCAUUCUAUACAACCUGCAAACGUUGAACCUCUCUGGCUGCAUAUCUCUUCGUGAACUUCCAAGACAAAUGAAGUAUAUGGCUGCCCUCCGCCACCUUUACACUCAUGGUUGUCCAGAGCUGAAAGGCAUGCCUAGAGACCUAAGAAAACUCACAUCCCUACAGACACUUACAUGUUUUGUAGCAGGUAGUGGCUCUAAUUGCAACAAUGUUGGAGAGCUCGGGAAUUUAAACCUCGGUGGUCAAUUAGAGUCACAUCAUCUAGAGAACGUGACAGAAGAAGCUGCAAAAGCUGCAGACCUCGUGAUGAAGAAGGAACUAACAGAACUGAUAUUAAAAUGGACUGUUGGAUCGGAUAACGUUCUUGAUGAACCUAGCAGUCGGGAUGAUGCAAAAGUGCUCGGGGAACUUAAACCUCAUGAUGGGCUGCAUGCUAUAAGGAUACACACCUAUGGAGGCACCACCUUUCCAACAUGGACAUCUAUGUUUCAAAACAUUGUUGUGAUCCAUAUUUCUCAUUGUAACAAACUGCAAUGGUUCUUUAGCGGUGACAUUAACACAUCCUUUGCAUUUCCAAAUCUGAAGGAGCUUACGUUGCAAGAGCUUGUCUGGUUUGAGAGAUGGUGGGAAAUAGAUAAUGGAACGCAAGGAGAAGUGGUGAUGUUUCCUCGGCUUGAGAAGUUGCGCAUUAGUCAGUGUGAAAAGUUGACAGCAUUGCCAGGGCAACCGACCUUCCCAAACCUCCAGAUCACUCGUAUUGAGAGAUGUCUAGAGUUGACAACUAGAGUUGAAUCACCAAAGCUCAGUGUAUUAAAGAUGGAAGGACGUGAUGUAUAGUUGUUUCAGUGGGUAGCAUAGCCUUGUGGACAGUACAGAAACAACCUCGGCGGCCGCUGAGCAUGGUUUGAGGGAAGUAGUGAUCAUGAUUUUCCUCUGACAGUUUUGGUGUUGCAAAAUUUUCAGCUAGGUGUAACAGACUUGUGUGCAUGUUCUGUACACCUUCAAGAAUUGUCAAUUUCGAAGUGCCAUGCGCUCCUCCACUGGCCAGAAAAAGAGUUUGAAGGAUUGGUAUCCCUGAGGAAGCUUGAGAUUCACCAAUGUGACAAUCUGACUGGAUAUUCACAAGCUUCUGCCGAGCCAUCAACAUCAUCAGAAACAAGUCAGCUCCUUCCACGUCUGUCAUGUGGGGCGUUGCGUACAGGCGCAGGCCACACGACCAGGAGCAACAACCGACGGCCACAAAUGGCGAGGCGUGAUCGGCGGCAGGAGGCGUGAUCCGUAUGCAUUGGUUCCUACAAUAAAGGAGUAGUUUGUUAGGCAUAGUUUCCUGUUUGUUAGCAGCCCAUGGGGCCUUUAUAUAUCAUGUAAUCAGCACUCUUUGACGAAAAGCAAUGAAUCAUUAUCUCCCA
This is a messenger RNA of Triticum dicoccoides, 2878 nucleotides long. RefSeq names its product putative disease resistance protein RGA4. Gene Ontology annotation, molecular function: ADP binding. NCBI's taxonomy places the organism in Eukaryota, Viridiplantae, Streptophyta, Magnoliopsida, Poales, Poaceae. The coding region runs from base 153 to 2306 and encodes 717 amino acids. The transcript has a single exon. The record is from RefSeq and is a predicted model, not a curated record.